AUGCAUCUCCAACAUGUACCAGCAUUUCUAUUGCUCUUGUCUAUAUCAAGGCUCAACCAUGCAAGCCCGAAUGAGGAUACCCUCCUCCGCCGACAUACAGAAAUCGAAGCGCGAUUUGCAGACUCGCCCAUCCAAGGCGUUCGGAAGAUGAGCGAGGACGAAGGAGAGAAAUUUUUCUUCGAAUACUGGCAAUUCGAACAGGCUUUGGACAGUACAACUGGGAAUCUUUCCUCUAAUGCGGAAGUGGAGAGUCGGUCUUUGGAUCAGGACUGGGACGAAGAGACUGGUUCUUCACCAGUCGAAGGCCAGGUCCUCGCUCGUUCGCAUCCACUCACAUCUUCUUUCUCUGGCGUCGCGGACCCUGGCUUUGACCUGCGCAACCUCUUUGGACGGGAUUUCAAGUGUCCGACUGGGACGGAUGCAUGUUUGAGUAUCAAUCGGUCUGAUCGCUGCUGCGGGACUGGCGAUACUUGUGAAGUGAUUCAUGAUACGGGCCAUGGAACUGUGGGGUGUUGUCCCAAGGGGCAGAGCUGCUCUGGGAGAAUUGGGUCCUGUCAGAGUGGGUAUACGGCUUGUUCGAAGGCGUUGGGUGGGGGGUGCUGUAUUCCGGGGUUCGCGUGUGUAGAGGGUGGAUGUGCAUAUACCUCGGUGGUUACAGUGACAGAGGAUAACACAGUGACGACUUCUACAAUCACCUAUUCGACUCGACCGCAGACUACCCACUCUGCAUCAACAGAGACUACAUCCACCGCGUCCACCGCAUCGACGAUAUCCACCGCAUCCACCGCAUCUACAGCCGAGUCCACCUCCACUGGCACGGGAACAGAUACUUUGGGUGCACCAGGACGCCCGAUCAUAUCAACGACAACGACUGGCACCCAUACAACGACCGGACGGACGGAUAUGUGUCCCACGGGGUUCUACGCCUGCUCCGCUGUUUACCAUGGCGGUUGCUGUCAAACAGGGAGGAAUUGCGAUACGACUUCGUGCCCGACAACCCAAUCCACCACUUUCACCUCGAACGGCGAGACUAUUGUGGUCCCGGUGGCUACAGGGGACUCGGGGUCACGGUCGCGCUCAGGGAAAUGUGCGCAGGGGUGGUUCCGCUGUGCAGAUACGGUAGGUGGGGGAUGCUGUCCGCAGGAAUAUGUAUGUGGUGCAAGUUGUACGGCGACGGGGUCGGCAGCGACAACAGUGGCGAAGGAGCAGCCGACGGGGGGAGCUCAGACGGUGCGAGUUAGUACGGUGAUGGCAAUGGUGUGGGUGGUGGUAUUUAUGUCCAUCGCCAUCAUGUCCGACACACAACAGAAGCCCCUCCCCUUCAUCUACCAAUUCGCCGCCGGUGCGGUGGCCGGUGUCUCUGAGGUACCCAUUGGACGUCGUCAAGACUCGAGUAGCGGUACCCCCGUUCCCGGCGCCGAGCACUACAAUGGCAUGUUCGACUGCUUCCGCAAGAUCAUCAAGCAGGAGGGUUUCUCGCGCCUGUACCGCGGUAUCUCUGCUCCCAUCUUGAUGGAGGCUCCCAAGCGUGCGACCAAGUUCGCCGCUAACGACAGCUGGGGUACCUUCUACCGCGGCGCAUUCGGCGUCACCCAGCAGACCCAGUCCCUGGCCAUCCUGACUGGCGCCACAGCCGGUGCCACCGAGGCCUUCGUCGUUGUUCCCUUUGAGCUGGUCAAGAUCCGUCUGCAAGACAAGGCCUCUGCAGGCAAGUACAACGGCAUGCUGGAUGUCGUCAAGAAGAUCGUCCAGCAGGAGGGCCCUCUGGCCAUGUACAACGGUCUGGAGUCCACCCUGUGGCGCCACAUCCUGUGGAACGCCGGUUACUUCGGUUGUAUCUUCCAGGUCCGCGCGCAAAUGCCCAAGCCCGAGCCCGGUAACAAGAGCCAGCAGACCCGUAACGACCUGAUUGCCGGUUCCAUUGGUGGUAUCGCUGGUACGAUCCUCAACACCCCCAUGGACGUCGUCAAGUCCCGUAUCCAAAACACUACCAAGGUUCCCGGACAGACUCCCAAGUACAACUGGGCCUGGCCUGCCAUUGGCACCGUCAUGAAGGAGGAGGGCUUCGGUGCGCUGUACAAGGGUUUCAUCCCCAAGGUGCUGCGUCUCGGACCCGGUGGUGGUAUCCUGCUCGUGGUAUUCACUGGUGUGAUGGACUUCUUCCGGAAGAUGCGCGAGGAGAAGUAA
Penicillium cosmopolitanum is the source of this 2187-nucleotide messenger RNA. RefSeq lists its product as uncharacterized. The transcript is spliced from 6 exons. Gene Ontology annotation, biological process: transmembrane transport. The record is from RefSeq and is a predicted model, not a curated record. Bases 1 to 2187 code for a protein of 728 amino acids. NCBI's taxonomy places the organism in Eukaryota, Fungi, Ascomycota, Eurotiomycetes, Eurotiales, Aspergillaceae.